Molecule: messenger RNA, 2164 nt
Organism: Mangifera indica (mango)
Lineage: Eukaryota; Viridiplantae; Streptophyta; Magnoliopsida; Sapindales; Anacardiaceae
Exons: 3
Coding region: 331-1155 (274 amino acids)
Source: RefSeq, a predicted model, not a curated record
GUAACUGCAGGGUUUUGGAGGACAUUUGUUACACAGGAAGACAAAGCAGAGUUUACUAAAUUUGUCUUUCCACAAGUAACCUUUCUGAAACUCUGGGACCUACCAGAACUGAGAACUUUCUACUGUGGGAGGCAUACUUCAGAAUGGCCAUUGUUAAAAAGGUUGGAGUUAAGUGGUUGUGACAAAGUAAAUAUAUUCACUUCAGAGUCUUUUAACUACCAGGAAAUUAAUGAGGCCCUGCUGAAUAUUCCUGUGCAGGAAGCUCUCUUCUUGGUGGAGAAGGUUGUUACCGACUUGGAGGAAUUGAAAUUAAGUGGCAAGGAAAUUACGAUGAUAUUCCAGGGCCAAUUCCCAGAUCACCUUUUUCACAAUCUUAAAAUGCUUGAGAUCAUGAAUGAUAGGUCAGAAAAUUUCCCACUUGGUAUCCUUGAGACAUUUCGCUGUCUGGAAAAGCUUGAAGUAAGAUCAAGUUCAUACAGAGGGAUAUUCCCUAAUGGAGACGCUGUGAGACAUGCUCCAAUGCUUGAAAGCAUAAAAAGUUUGAAGUUGUGGAAACUUCCUGAUCUGAAGUGCAUCUGGGAACAAGAAUCUGAAGCAGAUUCUAUUCUUCAAAAUCUUGAGAUUCUGGAAGUAUGGUGGUGUGAUGAUUUGAUUAAUCUGGUGCCAUCCUCAGUUUCUUUCCAAAAUCUUACAAUUUUGGAGUUAUGGUGUUGCAGAAGAUUGAAAAGCCUUCUAGCACCAUCCACAGCCAAAAGUCUUGUGAGACUCGAAAAAAUAGGUAUAGAAGGAUGUGAAAUGAUGACAGAAAUAAUAGCAAGUGAGGUAGAUGUGGGAGAACAUGAGAUUAUUUUCAGAAAAUUGAAGUUUUUGUCACUUGAAAAUUUAGAAUGUCUCGUAAGUUUCUGUUCUGGCAAUAGCACCUUCACAUUCCCAUCUCUGGAAGAUUUGUUUGUGAUAGAAUGUCCCAUGAUGAAGAUUUUCUCUACAGGAGUCUUAGAGACACCAAUGCUAAAUAAAGUUAGACAAAAUCAGGAAGUAGAUGAAGGGUUUUGGCAAGGCGACCUCAACGCAACCAUAAAAUGGUUAAGCAAAGAAAAGAAUGUCCAGAAUUUUGAAGAAGGUUGUGAUCAUCCUUUUAUUUAUCAUGUGGAGUAAGGCCAUUUUGCAAUUUGAUUUGCGGGCGAGUACCACAAUUUGCUUUUGUUCAUCUUAUGCAACCCUGUGGCUUGGCACUAUUUGUAUAUGUAGUCCACAUUUGCAAACACUGAGCUUUAGACUCAAACAUGCUGAAGAAAGAUAGGACCCAUCAUUUGUACAGCUGAGAUACGUAAUGAUUUUCUGAGCAAGGCAAGCAGAAGUCUAUAAAGAAACAACAUUCUAAAGAAUCUUACUGCCAGAAGCCUUGAAGUGCAAAAAUUUCAGCUGGCCAUGAUAAUCAGGUUCUGUAAUUGCAAGAUGAGUUAUUGCUUACUAUAUUUCAACUCAGAAAAUGCACCAAAAUGAGACUUCUGAAUAUGGCAAAUUUACUGUCCAGCUUUAGAUGCACUAAGUGCUGUUUGGAAGAUGGUGAAAGGUAGGGGUGGCUUUGAGCCCAGCUGGCCUCAGGCUUGAAUCCACAUUCGGAUUGAACAUGCUGAACUCAAGCUGGAACUUCAGUUCAACAGCUUGGCUCAAGUUUGGAUCGAUUUGCCCAUCUGACAACACUGUUCUCUCCCCUAGCAACAUAGCUCAUCCCUCCGAUGACACUGUUUACCCUUAGUUGGCAGAACUGCUCACUUUGUGGUAGGCCUAAGAAGAUACGAUACAUCAGCACAAACGAGCUCGAGCUUGAGCUCAAGCUUAAAUACGAGUUGGGCAUUAUGGAUUCGAACCAAGUUUAAGUUGGGCUCUUGUUCAGCUUGGUUAAACUCAAGUCCACCCCUUGUUAAGGAGCCGUUCUGUAUGUGUCUGCUGGAGGGAUUGGAUUUAUAGUCUACUUAUUAAACGUAAUGGUCCCAAUCCACCAUAUAUAUGGGCUCCUGUAUGACAAAUUCAGUAACAUUUCUACAUUUGUUCUGGACUUAUUUGGUUAUGUUUUGACCUUUUUUUUUGUUUAUCUGAUCAGAGUGAAAAACAUCAGCUAUAUCCACAAUAUUGAUAGAUUUUAGUUCUUUUUAUUUGUUCA